This is a messenger RNA of Fukomys damarensis (Damara mole-rat), 798 nucleotides long. Its product is annotated as ferritin heavy chain-like. Lineage: Eukaryota; Metazoa; Chordata; Mammalia; Rodentia; Bathyergidae. Gene Ontology annotation, molecular function: ferric iron binding; ferrous iron binding. Gene Ontology annotation, biological process: intracellular iron ion homeostasis; iron ion transport. The record is from RefSeq and is a predicted model, not a curated record. Gene Ontology annotation, cellular component: cytoplasm.
AUGGGUAUUGGAAAUGCCUUACUAAUGUUCACAAAACUUUCUUGUGGCCUUUCUGCUAAAAAGCUGCCCUAUAUUAAAGUCAACCAACAUGCAUUAGAGAUUCCCUGUAUCUGGUCACCAGAUGGAAGCAAUAUUUUCUGGAAGACAGCACAUGGCCAGUUUUGGAUACUCUAUACCCUUAGUAUCCGUGAAUCUCUACACCCCUUCCAGAGCACUCACUUGUGCAACCCGCCCUCACCACCGCCCAAUGCAGCCUUGCCCUCACAGGUGCUCCAGAACUACCCGGAUGCUGAGGCCGCCAUCAACUGCCAGAUCAACCUGGAGCUGUAUGCCUCCUACAUCUACCUGUCUAUGUCUUACUACUUUGGCCAUGAUGAUGUGGUUUUGAGGAAUUUUGCCAAAUACUUUUUUGAUCAAUCUCAUGAGGAGAGGGACAAUGCCAAGAAGCUGGUGAAGCUGCAGAACCAGCAUGGUGGCCGGAUCUUCCUUCAGGAUAUCAAGAAACCAAACUGUGAUGAUUGGGAAAGUGGGCUCGGGUUGAGCGUGAUGGAGUGUGCAUUACACUUGGAGAAGAGUGUGGUCCAGUCGCUCCUGGAGCUGCACAAGCUGGCCACUGACAAGAACGACCCCCACGUGUGUGACUUCAUUGAGACUUACUACCUGGAUGAGCAAAUGAAGUCCAUCAAACAGCUGAAUGACCACGUGACCAACCUCGCUAGGCUGAUGUUGCCAGGGCAGUGCAUGCAUGUUAGGGUUACCUUUACCUUUUCUAUAAAUUGUACUAGAACAUCUACUUAA